UUAAGAAUUAAUCUUUUAUAUUUGCAUUCAUAUUCAUCUGUAUAUUAUUUGUAAGCCCAUAAGUUAGACAUACCGAGGAUUGUUCAUACAAGUGCGUUUAUUCCUGGAUCUCAAAGAGCAGUCGGUAGGGCGAACAUGCUCCCGAAAGAUAAUCCGCGAUCGCAUCUCGAAGACGGUGAAGAAAAAGACAAUGUCUUCGGAGUCUAAAAGCCUGCCUCCGCUUUUUAAAGAUCGGAACAAAAGUGCCACGAGGAAUUUCAUGAAUUUUCGCCGCGGCGUCGCGCGCGUGGCGGGCAUUGUACGGGAUUAAACCUGCACGUUCCUGAAGAGGUUCCCGACGAAUCGAUCGUGCGAGUCGUCUACGGUUCUUCGUUGCCUUCGAUUCGGCGAUAUUUUCAGUGAUAUCUUUCGCGCAAAGUACAACGACAGCAAGAAGGUAUCCAGGUUCGAGCGAAUUGUCACCGAUGAUGAAGUAGUGCGAACGUUGUGCCAAUCUUUUCAUUGACUUCAACAGCGUAAAUGGAGCAAGAGCUGGUUACCAUGAGACAUUACGAGAUGACUAUAUAGCAAUAUAAUCUGCGAGAAUUCGUGAGAAAAGCGCAAGAAUCGUAUCGGAGUUAAUGUAUCGUGAGAAAAGCGCAAGAAUUUAUGUGGGAGUUAAUAUAUCGGAAUUUAUAUGGAAUUAUUAUUGAUGAUGAGAUAAAACAUAGACAUUACAACUUCUUAACGCCAAUUUAUUGUAAAUUAAUUAUAAAUAAAUUAUGAAACGCACAUUAAGAAUAAUUUGUUUAUAAAGAAUUGUUGCGGAGGACAAAAUAUAAGUGAUAAAUACAUGUGAAUAUACGUCAUAGUAAUUAGACGUCAAGAAAAUUACUGCUGAUAAUAAGAUAAUUUAAAUCGUUCUUUUUUAAAAUCGAAUUUUUUUUAUCGAUUUGCUGUAAAUUCAAUAUGGAUUGGCUAUCUCUUUGCGUCUGUGGCACAAAGCACGAUUCCAACGAUAGGAAGAUCGAGAAGGACGUAAAGCGCAAAAAGAGCAAGAAAUCUAAAAAGAAUCCCAAGCAGAAAGGCUCUCGCAAACCGCCGCCGUUCAUCGUCGACGAGUUCUUGCGCAAAUCGCAAGACGAACAGCCGAAAGAAAUCGCGGAAAAGGAACGGACGAACGGAGAAAUUGUUAAUUACCUCAAUGAUUGCGCGAAAAGUCAGAUCGGCUCGACUGAUCAAACUGAUCCAUCGAAAGUCAACGGUUCACCAUCUUAUCAAAUCGGCAGCGAUUAUGAGAGAAGCUUUGAGAAGUGUUUCAAGAACUCGGAAAGAAACGCGAGCGAAUCCGCUCGAAAACCAUGUGAUAUCGAUUAUCACGACAAUGUGAUGCUGCAUUCGAGACGCGCGUCGAGCACCGCGGACGAAAACGAGAAGCAAGUCAAGUGUGUCUCGGAUGAGGGAGAACACAACGAAGAAGAACUGGACGAAUUCAUCCCGAGGUCCGGAGAGCUCGAAGAUUUAUCUUGGACGUCGGAAAUCGAGGACAGACGGGAUACGGAAUCGAAUUUUGAUAGAGAGCUCGGUGAAAGAAUUUCGUCCAGAAUUAAUUUUGCUAAAGAGGAGCAAGGAAAGUCGAGGGCGAAAGCUUCUCUGAAGAAAAAAGGGGCCAGGAACAUUCUUCCACCGAUCAAAGGAUUAUCUCGCGCGGAGGCUCGCAUGGAUAAUGAGGAACUGCAAGCGCACGGAGAGACGAAUAAAUUUGGUUUUAAGAAAAGCGCGGCGUUUCACGAGCGGCUCGAGGCUCGACGGAAGUUGAACUCGUGCAGCUUCGAGGUUCGACCGUUCGAGGAUGAAGAACAAAGCGGAAAGACGACGAGAACUCGGGGCGAGGGGUCCAUGAUACCCAGACUUGCGUCUCCACUGCGACAGGGAAUGAAUUCGAUCAAGAACGACAGCGAUAAAUCAGAGAUCGUGCAAAAUGGUCGCGUUCACUCGGCAGUCGUCUCCGGUAUUAAUUUAGAGCAGCGCACCGUAACUGUAGAAUGGUUCGAGAGAGGAGAAACCAAAGGCAAAGAGGUGGAAAUCGACGCGAUUCUUGCCUUGAAUCGCGAUCUGAACCAAAAGAUGGGACCACGAACCGAGAUAUGUGCGCUACCGCAAGUGAUGAACAACCACAUGUUGGCGUCCUCAAAAGCAAAGGAGCCGGACUCCUCGGCUGAGGAGGACGAGGGGGUCGACGAGUCGGAGAACCAAGAGGAGGGCUCCCUCGGACGCCAUGGUGGUCACACCACGAGAAACGGCCUCGCAUCCGCAACGCUUCCUGUACGAGUCACAUCUCGUCUCUCGCACUCCACCAGGCUGUCUAUCCCAGUGAAAGCGGGUUCGAAUAGGCAAUUGUCACGACCGACGGGUCGCCCGACGAACAUAAUGCCAUCAACCACGUCGGUGAACGGUCACGGCGAAUCGGUUUCCGGCCUCACCGGACGUCGGGAGCUCGAGAACAUACCGCCGACGCCGACGGCGGCCGUCACGCAAUGCCUGAUGACCCCGGUGCAGAACAGACAGCAGAAACAAGCGCAGCAGCAACAGCAGCAACAACAACAGCUGCAGCAACAGCAGCAACAAGCUCAGAUAGAGAACGGCCGGGGUAGGCGAUCCAAUGUCGUCAAGGAAGUCGAGAGACUGAAGAAGAACAGGGAAGAAAGAAGGCAACGUCAAGCGGAAUUGAAAGAGGAGAAGGAAGCGUUGAUGAAUCUGGAUCCAGGCAAUCCGAAUUGGGAAUUUUUGGCUAUGAUAAGGGAAUAUCAAAACAGCAUAGAGUUCAGGCCGUUGCGAGAGACCGACCCCGUGGAGAAUCAUCAGAUCACAGUGUGCGUGAGGAAACGUCCGCUCAACAAGAAAGAACACACGCGCAAGGAGAUCGACGUGAUCAGCGUGCCUAGCAAAGAUCAGAUGGUGGUGCACGAGCCGAAGUCCAAAGUCGACCUCACCAAAUAUCUUGAAAAUCAGAUCUUCAGAUUUGAUUAUGCGUUCGAUGAGACGUGUAACAACGAGAUCGUCUACAAGUAUACAGCCAAACCAUUGGUGCAGACGAUCUUCGAGGGUGGCAUGGCUACGUGUUUCGCGUACGGUCAGACUGGCAGCGGCAAGACCCAUACAAUGGGCGGCGAUUUCAAUGGCAAGACGCAGGACUGCAAGAAGGGCAUCUACGCCAUGGUUGCCAAAGACGUGUUCAAAUGCCUCAAACUGGCCAAGUAUCGGCCCCUGAAUCUGGUCAUUUCCGCUAGCUUCUUCGAGAUUUAUUCCGGCAAGGUGUUUGACCUUUUGGCAGAUAAGGAGAAACUGCGAGUUCUGGAGGACGGCAAACAGCAGGUCCAAAUAGUCGGAUUAACAGAGAAGGUCGUGGAGACUUGCGACGAAGUAUUAAAGCUAAUACAGCACGGAAACAGCGCCAGAACGAGCGGUCAAACGAGCGCUAAUUCUAAUUCAUCGAGAUCACACGCGGUGUUCCAAAUAAUAGCGCGUAUCCCGGGCACACAUAAGGUACACGGAAAGUUCUCGCUUAUCGAUCUUGCUGGUAAUGAAAGGGGUGCUGAUACGUCGUCCGCUAAUAGGCAAACUCGAAUGGAAGGUGCUGAGAUCAAUAAAUCUCUGUUAGCAUUAAAAGAAUGUAUACGCGCGUUAAGCCGUAAGGGUACGCAUUUGCCUUUUAGAGCAAGCAAAUUGACUCAAGUAUUAAGGGACAGUUUUAUCGGUGAAAAAUCAAAAACAUGCAUGAUAGCGAUGAUUAGUCCCGGGAUGAGUUCCUGCGAGCACUCCCUAAAUACGUUAAGAUACGCGGAUCGAGUGAAAGAAUUGGCGGCAACUGAUCCUACGGAAAUAAAAGCUUCGCCGACGGAUGAUGAUAGGGGUAUGAAGAUUGAGGAACAGGGAAACAAUAGCGUGUUAUCGGAUAGCGAUUUAGCACAGCUUCGAUCUCUCAAUGAAGGUGAACUCUCGCAAGAUUUGUACACUUUCCAUGAAGCAGUAUCAGCUCUGCAGAUGCUUGAAGAAGAAGUGUUGGAUACGCACAAACUGGUCAUGGAUAAUACGACUAAAUUCCUUAAUGACGCGCACAGUGUAUUCAGCGCGACUCAUGAGGUGGAUUACGAUCAAGAAGAUUUGAGGCGGAAAAGAACAAAGUUUGAGUCACCCUACCUGAGGAGUUUCUCGUUGCGUAGACGUCUUAUAGAGAGAAAACUAUUUUCGGACGCAUAUGCCCAAAAGUGGGAGCAGUUGUUAAUACAGCAACGUGACAUUCUGAACGCCGCGCUCGACCAAGUCAGCCAGUUCCGCGGGCAGCUGUUGCAGGAGGAACAAAUCAGUCAGAAGAUGACCCGAUCGCGCAACAUCACCAUGCGGUACAAUUAAGGAUGUUAUAACGAACCCUUCUAGCGAACGCGAAAAAAAGACACAAAAAGUAAUUGUCUCUCACCGGUGAAAAAAGCCCGCUUCUUAUGUGUGUAUCAAUUUUUAAGUACAAGUGCGCGCGCGCGCGCGCCAGAAGCAGAUUUACCAUGACACUAGUGCGACAGUCCAUAAAAAACGCAAAAUGUAACAAAACUUCAUCUUGCCUUCGAAAUUGCUACGAAAUAUACGCCGUCGAGGCAGCAAAGAGCUCGACUCGUAAAUCUCAUCUUAGCAAUCAUAUCUUGUAUCAUAUAACGAUUCUUCUCGAAUGAUCCUCCGUAGCAAGAUGACAGAGUAAGAAGAAGGAAUUCCACAGGAAGGGAUAUGUAAGGAAGCCGAAGUACGGCAGGCAUAAUAACAAUAAUCGCUUAAGAAUUCACCAGCGAGAAAUUAACAAUUUGUUAUUUUUACCGUAUCAGAUACGUUUAUCUCGGCCGGAGUCGGCGAAGAAAUUUUUUAGUCAGGAUUUUUCUUUAACGCCUCUUUUAGCUUGGAAUCGUAGGAAAUUUUAAAGCGAAUACGGAGCCACUCGCGAAGAUAAUAAACGAACACGUUUGUUUCGGCUCGGGGAUCCAAGUUCAAUACGUAAUUGCAUAUUUUUUUUCGAAACGAGUUUUUACGUGUUUUACAUACUUUCGGGCCGCACCGAGAUCAGCAAAAUUUUAAGCCGUCAACGACACGUCGAUACUCAAUUGUAUCCGUUUAUCCGUUUUUAGAUGCGAAGCACCAUUGCGAAUGAUAAUGCGUAAGCUCCACACCAUCAAAUGAACACUCGUUUUUUUUUAGGCUGUAGAAUGCUAGGCGUAUUAUUACGAGGGACCCAGUGUAUUAUUGGAUAAAGGAAAAAGCCUUAGUGAGCCGAUUUGUCAGAAAAGAAAGCAGAUAUGUCACGACGAUACUUUGUACACACUCAUUAACACGCGCAUACGUACAAGUGCAUACAUACACACGCGUAGCGAUCGACUUCUUUCGCGAACCAAAUAACGACUGAUUUCCGAGAGGAGGAAAAGAAAAAGAUGUAACUCUUAGUUCGUAAGAAGGAAACUACCCAGCGGCGCUGAUCCGGAUAUUUAAGUUUCUUAGUAUUAAUAUCGUCGACGGCAUCUCACAAACGGUCCUCUUUUUUUUCUUACGUUAUUAAAAGUAUGAGAUUAAAUCUUCAUUUGGUUUAUCAACGCAUACGCCUGUGUUUUCUUCCUCACUCUACUGAAUCAAUACUCAAUACUCGCGGAGCGGUCUCAGCGUGCGCGCAAGCUUCACAAGCUUUACUAUGGAUACGUCCAACGGAAUACCGUCGAUUUUCAUGAUUAUAGCUACUGCAGUGAAAGUGAAGGUAAUGGUCCCCCUAUCGACAUAUUUUCUUUAAGCAAAGAAAAUCGAAUCCGUAAGAUAUCCGUAAGUUAUAUAAAGCAAUAAAUUCUUAUCUUAUCCCAUUUCUGAUCUCUACAUUCUCUAAAAUGCAUCGCGACAAAAAUUCGAUACAAAUAUGAUGCUAAUAUUAUAAUAAUACCUGGAAUCAAUGUUCUUUGGCCGGAAAUAUAAAACUCCUCCAAUAAAUCGUAGAAAGCAGAGCUAGGGUUCACAAUCAGUGUUCAGCAUUCGUGUAUAAUUUAAGAAACGCAGUAAUUUUUUAAAAUAUACUGUUUUUUAAAUAUUUUAAUGUCGACAAGACAUUCUCAGUAUUUGUCUAAAAUAUUUACGGUCUCUAAAAUAUUUACCGUGUCUUAUUCAUGCAGGCCGACUAGUUUCUUAUCACGAUUUGUCGAGGAUCAUACAUCGCAUUACAAUACCAAUUGCAAGGAGAUAUAUAUCGCACUGCAGUCGCACUAGACAAUAGAGAGUUAAGAAGAUUAAUAUAACGCGUAUCGCACGUCACACGACUUUAUCUCUCUUGAUGAUUUUAUCCCGGAUUCCCGUUCCUGUAUAAGAGCGUAAGAUCCUCUCGUGUACUCGCGAGUUAACAAUCAUUAUUACGUGUAGAGAAUCGUUUCAAUUGUAACUCGAGGGAAGUUGCUCUCGGUCUUGAAAGCUUAGAGAUAAAUUAACAAAGUAACAAUAAUAACGCGCGGAUAGAGUGGAUAGAUGGGAGUAACGGAACAUUGACAUCUGUGUUGACACAAGAUUUACGAUUUUUUAUAUAAAUAUAUGAAGAGUACUCAUAGCGGAGUUGUUUGAAGAAAUUGUUUGAGAUUACUGUUGUAUCAAAGGUAAAUAAGAUGGUAGCGCGUGCCGCCGAGGGCAUGCUCUAAUUUAAUUCAACGUAUCGGGCGUGUAUUAUCGAUCGGAAGCUGCGAUGACCACGUAUUAGAGUCAUGCUUCGCUCGUCGAAAAAGUUGUUUCUCGCUACAUAUCCGACGUUUUCCGAUGGUUGCUAAAUAUAUGUCGCCUUGAUUAAGAAAAUGCUAAACGUUUUCGAGGCAGUUGGCGACUGCCGUAGCUCAGGCAUACGAGUAUGUUCCCAUCGUCGAGAUUUAUAAUUUAGCUUUUCUUUAAGACACCACGAAAAGGAUUCGCGUUUCAUCACCUCGAAUAUAUAGUAUUUUUUAAUGAAUAGAAGCGCGAUAGGGAGAGAUGUGAGAGGCUUAGCAAUCGAAAGAUGUUAGUAUACUUCUUAUUUUUUUAUAAUCGUAUAAUUUAAUUGCGGAAGGGAGAUGAGUAAAUCAAACGUACGACACAUACUCCCCGUCCCUACCCCUACUAUAUGUCGUAAUUAAUAGUCGACCUCUGAACUAUCCUAAUUCGAUGUGCACAGAACAUUUUUGGAUACGUAUGAGAGAGGUUUCACGUUGUUGCUUUAUGAAUGAAAUAAAUCAGAUUGGAAAAUGAA
Molecule: messenger RNA, 7258 nt
Organism: Temnothorax curvispinosus
Lineage: Eukaryota; Metazoa; Arthropoda; Insecta; Hymenoptera; Formicidae
Gene: Klp10A
Product: kinesin-like protein KIF2A
Exons: 13
Coding region: 949-4392 (1147 amino acids)
Biological process (GO): microtubule-based movement
Molecular function (GO): microtubule motor activity; ATP binding; microtubule binding
Source: RefSeq, a predicted model, not a curated record